Anopheles funestus (African malaria mosquito) is the source of this 9986-nucleotide messenger RNA. RefSeq names its product cadherin-87A. Gene Ontology annotation, molecular function: calcium ion binding. Gene Ontology annotation, cellular component: plasma membrane. The transcript is spliced from 22 exons. The record is from RefSeq and is a predicted model, not a curated record. Lineage: Eukaryota; Metazoa; Arthropoda; Insecta; Diptera; Culicidae. Gene Ontology annotation, biological process: homophilic cell-cell adhesion. The coding region runs from base 1281 to 7391 and encodes 2036 amino acids.
AACUCUUUAAAUUUUUAUUUCCUUAUUAGAACGCAUAUUAGUUCGAAAUUUAAACAAAAUAAUUUAAUGUUAUAUUUAAAAAAAAUAUAAAUAAUUAUUAAAUGUUUCUACUGGAACGUACUGGACGAAUACGAAGGAAAAUGUGAUUCAAUUAUUGUGGUCAUGAGCCUCGUGAAAAAUUAACAAAUUUCUAGCGUUUUCGAUUGCAUUAAAUAUAAUACUUCAUGUAAUAUUUUUGUAUAUUUAUUUAAAAUUUCCUUCCAUCACAUAGUGAAGCUUGCAACAAUGUGAUUUCAGUGAACAUAAUGAACAUUUCCUCACUAACGUUAGCCGCCCGGAGCAUGGCAAACAUGCCGCCUGGCGGCCAAACAUUCUGGCGGCUAUUAUUUCAUACGGCUGCUUUCUACCUCGAGGAACAAUUUUCGUAAACAAACCCCACCUUAUCGGUUGUUGGACUGGCAGGUACGGUCUUCCAAUGCGCACAUGCGCGCAUGCAACGGUUCUGUGCAACAUCCUCCAACGAAGGCGCUUGACAAUCGGCCGUUGCAAUGUAUCAUCAUCAAACCGGCCGCUGCUAGUCGGCACGAACAGCCAGGAAGCGUCUCGAGUUGGUCCUUUUUCCUGGGACCGAAGCAUUCGGCGUUCGGCAUGUUUUGGUACAAUGGUAACACCGUUGGGGCAUGGAUAGCCGAGCGACCAGUUUACGUCGGGCAGUGUAUCAAAGCGGUCGCUAGUGAGAGGAACGUGUCGUUUUUUGUGUGCCGUGACUCACGCGAUAACGAAACGGACGCGAGCAAGUACCAGCUGCGUUAGGUUAGGAUUACGCGGUUUUUCGCCGUUGCUAUACAUAUAAGCGAAGUUCGUUCCACGGUUCAUUCGCGUGUGUUUUUUUUGGUGCUUUGUUUUUGGCCAACCUGUCCAUCUGUCUAUCCGUCUGUCAGUGUUUUCGUGUCGGUCUGUCUGUCUAGUGGAGUGACGGGCGGCAAAAUAGUGGAUUAUAUUUUUUUAAAUAAAAUGAGCAUUUUAGCUUGUACCAACGGAGCAAGUGCUUAGAGAGAGUUUCAGCUAUUUCACCUAGCACACCUAAUUGCCUGUCUAAGGCGCAGAAGAAGGUGUAGCAGCUACUUUAUAAUAUAUUGGCCGGCCUCUGUUGAGGAGUUGCCACAACAAACGGAUUAAGGAAAAUUUAGCAAACAAAACAGAAGCCACAUUUAGACAAGCGAUAAUAUCUUCUGGAAAACAGCGUCCCAUUGUCCGGUGAACGGGUCGCACGGGGAACGAUGUUACCCCGAUGGAAAGUCUUCGUAUCGCUCGUUACGAUUGGUCUGCUGCUUGUACCAUGUCACUGCAACUUGCCACCGGUUUUCACCCAGGACAUGAACAAUCUCGCCCUGUCCGAGCAGACACCGGUCGGGACGGUUGUGUACCGGCUCGAAGGCUACGACCCCGAGGGCGGUAACGUUUCGUUCGGUUUGAUCGGCUCGGAUAACUUCAUCGCCGAUCCCAUCUCGGGCGAUGUGCAGGUGAUCAAGGAACUCGAUCGUGAGGCUCAGGAUACAUUAUCCUUCUCCGUUUCGAUACGGGACCGAGUAAGCACGACCGGCAUUGAGUCUGAGAAUGACAACAUCGUCAACGUUCCGAUCACUAUCAUCGUGCUGGACGAAAAUGAUAACCCGCCGGAGUUUCAGAAUGUACCGUACGAAACGGAAGUGCUGGAAAAUGCUCAACCAGGAACGACCAUAUUUGAUGGGAUUCUGGUAACCGACCGGGACACCGUUGGGGAGAAUCUGGACGUUUCCUGCAUCCCGCAGCCCCAAAAUCCGGACGCUUGUGAAAAGUUUGCCAUCGAGGUAAUGGAAAGCCAGCAGGAUCGGUUGACGGCGGCAGUUGUGCUGAAGCAACCGCUCGACUACAACGAUCGGAUGAUCUACCAGUUGCUGCUCGAUGCUAGCGAUGGACUGUACAAUGCUUCCGCUGGGUUGGAAAUUCACGUGCGCGACGUUCAAAACGCACCACCCGUCUUCCAGGGUUCACUGGCAGCGGUGAUCAACGAGGACAGUCCCAUCGGUACGCUUGUGAUGGUGAUACAAGCGCGAGACGGUGAUCGUGGUCAGCCACGCAAGAUAGUGUACGAACUGGUGACGAAUCCGAUGGAUUACUUUCUGCUGGACAAACAUACCGGCGAACUGCGGACGGCGAAACCGCUCGACAAGGAAGCACUACCGGACGAUACUGGACUAAUCAUACUGACGGUGAAGGCCCGCGAAGUCGUAGAUGGUAUGCCGGGUAAUGAUAAUUUAACGGUCGCCACCACGCAAGCAUCCAUAACGAUUCGUGACGUGAACGAUUCACCGCCCAUGUUUAACAAAACGGAAUACUUUGUUUCGCUGUCGGAAAACACGGCCCCGGGUACGCCACUACCGCUCGAGAUUAGUGUGCGCGAUCCAGACGUUGGUGAGAAUGCGGAAUUUUCGCUCCGCCUCAACGAUGUUUCGAACGUGUUUGACGUGGAACCGAAGCUGGUCACGGGCUCAUCGCAGAUAAGCAUCCGCGUCGCAAAUGGUACACUCGACUACGAAAAUCCAAACCAGCGCAAGUUCAUCGUGCUGCUGAUAGCGGAGGAGACCAAAACGCACCCGAAGCUAUCGUCCACGGCCACGCUAACCGUGUCAAUAACGGAUGCGAACGAUAAUAGACCACUCUUCGAGCAGGAUUCCUACUCCACCACCGUAUCCGAAACGGCCCAUCCGGGUCAUCUGAUAGCAACGAUCACGGCGAAAGAUCUCGAUUCCGGACUGUACGGUGAUCAGGGCAUACGGUACUCACUGUCCGGUACGGGUUCGGAAUUGUUCUACGUCGACGCCAUUACCGGUGCCAUCUCGGUGGCCGAUUGUCCAAUGUCAUCCGCCAGUGCGCAACCAGUAGCCGGACAGGUGAUACGCCGCCGACGCCAAAUACCAACCCUGUCCGACCUGCAGCACGAAUAUCCGGACCGGAAUCAUCUGAACGCGUCGGCCCGGGGCGUCGAAUACAUGACGUACCGCAUUGUCAACAGUGGCGAAUCAAACGAAUUUCACGACGUCAACGUAAUCGCACCGCCGACAAUAUCGACACUGUACGAUAGCUACGAAACAACGACCGUGGACGAGCUGGAGCGGAUAGAAGACCAGAGCCAUCCGACCACCGUCCGUAUUGAACCGUUGCACACGAACGAUAUACAACACCCACGGCAACCGAUUGGCCCGGGUAAGGCACCCUGUUUAGACUACGAAACCCAAUCGGUUUACUACCUUUCCUAUCGGGCCACCGACGACGAAGGCCGUGGACAAACAUCCGUCGUAUCGGUACGCAUCAGUUUGCUCGAUGCAAACGAUUCACCGCCGGUGUGUGAAAGCCCACUCUAUCGGGCCUCGGUCGACGAAGGUGCGGCCGUGUUCGAACCACCGCUCAUCAUUAAGGCACGGGAUCCGGAUGUCGUUUCCGAAAUCAACUACCGCAUCAUCGGCAACGAGGCCGUCACACGACAUUUCGAAAUCGAUAAACGCACCGGUCAGCUGACGAUAUCGAAAUCGGUUGCGCUCGAUGUGAACCAUCUGAAGUCGGAAAAUGUGUUCUUUGGCGUUGAGGCUACCGACGGGCUGUACACGACACUCUGCAACGUGAACAUCACCAUUCGAGACGUUAAUAACCACGCACCGCAGUUUGCACGGGAAAACUAUCUCACCUCGAUCGAGGAAAACUUCCCAAUCGGAACCAUAGUGGAGCGCUUACAAGCCAUCGAUUUGGAUACCGGAAUAAAUGCGGAGAUCAGAUAUCGCAUCCAGCAGGGUAGCUUCGAUGACUUUACCAUCAACAAUGUGACCGGUGUGGUUACCAUUGCUCGCAAGCUGGACUACGAUCGACGCAACACGUACCAGAUGGAAAUCGUAGCGUCGGACUCCGGUACACCGAGUCUGUCCGGCACAACACUGCUAACGGUGAGCAUUAUUAACAGCAACGAUAAGGCCCCGUACUUUACGCCAACCACGCAACGGGCCGAAGUGAGUGAAGAUGCACCGAUCGGGACGCUGGUCCACACACUCGUUGCCGUUGACCCGGAUGUGGCAUCAAGCGAAUCACUCGACUAUGCUGCAACCGAACCGAUAACGGCCGUCGACAAGAACGGUAAGGAGGUCGGUGAGAUGGAAGACUUCAAGGAUAUGUUUAUGAUCGAUCGGUCCGGCAAAGUGUUUGUUAAUCGGCGAUUGCUACGGGAUAGCUUUGCGGUCAUCCGCAUCACUGUACUCGUCACGGAUACGACGGCUCCAUCAAUUCAACAGGGCGAAGGAUUACUCAUUAUCACAAUUACGGACGUGAACGAAGAGCCACCGCUGUUCGCACCACCUUGGACACCGGAGAAUCCUUACUACCACUAUCAGGUGGUAGAAGAGCAACCAAUCGGCACCAUCCUGACGACGGUUCAAGCAACAGAUGCCGACUCAACGAUUGCCGAAUACCGGAUGACGGAGAACAGCUUUUUCGAGAUUCACAACACUACAGGCCUGGUACGAAGCAAAGCGCGCAUCGACUACGAAACCUCGCCGGUGAUAAAGUUCAACGUGUCCGUCAUCGAUACGGGCGUGCCGCAGCUUACCUCCACGGCCCAGUUCACGGUGAAUGUGGUUAACACGAAUGACAACGAUCCCGUGUUCGAGCUGCCAGAGUAUAUGCUGCAGGUGCGUGAAAAUAGCCCAGUCGGGACGCUGGUCGGUAUGGUGCGGGCCAUCGAUGCCGAUGCCGGGCUGUACGGGCAGCUGACGUACACGAUCGUGGGCGAUCAUAGUGGGAACUUUGUGAUCGAUCCGGACACCGGUGCCAUCACCGUACACAAUGCAUCCGCACUCGAUCGGGAAGCGGAACAGGAAGUUAGCCUGACGGCGAUUGCCAGCGAUCGGGCACCGGAAGGAAUGAGACGGUCAACCACGGUACCGGUCCAGAUACGAAUACUGGACGAAAAUGAUAAUGGGCCAACGUUUUCGCAGCAAAUCUACCAUGCAACGGUGGCGGAAAAUGCGGCCCUACAUCCACCGGCGGCCAUUUUGCAGGUAAUGGCGACGGAUCCGGACGAGGGUGCAGCAGGAGACGUUAAGUACGCCAUACUGUCGGAUAAUAUUGGUGGAAUUUUCCGGUUGGACGCAAACUCGGGCAUCCUCUAUCCUGGGGCCAGUUUAAUUGGAAAAAGUGGUCAAUACCGCAUCGAUAUCGAGGCGCGCGAUGGAUUAGGUUCGGGACCGCACAACGAUGCAGCCACAAUAGUGAUCGAAAUCCAGAGCAUCAAUCAGCAUCGUCCCGUGUUCAUCAUGCCGGCACUCUACAAUGCGACGGUCGAAAUUCCGGAGAACUUGGCCACUCCAGAUUAUUUGGUUAUGACCGUUAAGGCGACCGAUAACGAUUCCGGAUCCAACGGUAAAGUGCUCUAUUAUCUCCAGGUGAACAGUGUAAACGUACAGGAAACUGAAGAGUUUAGCAUCAACGAAAUGUCCGGCGAGUUACGCAUCCGUCGACAGUUGGACCGGAAACGGCAGUCACGGUACGAGUUGAUACUAGUCGCCCGUGACCAGGGCACACCCGCUUGGUUCGAAACGUUACGCUUCCUCACCGUACUGCUGGUGGACGUGAAUGAAAAUUAUCCCGAAUUUCCGGACGCUUCGAAUCCGUACAAAUUUUUCAUCACCGAAAAUGGUGCGCGCGAUGUGCGGAUCGGUAAGAUACAAGCCUUCCUGGAUAGCCCGAGCCCGGCCAUCUUUUACUACAUGCUGCUCGGCAACGAAGACGGUGCGUUCUACGUGGAUAAAACGAGUGGUGACCUGUACACGAACCGGUCCAUCGAUCGGGAAGAAAACGACAUGUACGUGCUGUACGUGCUCGCCAGCAAGCAGUCCGAUUUGUACGUUAGCGAGCACGAGCGUGCACUGCUGUCGUUGGAACAGCUGGAACGGAACGCUACCGUGGCGAAGGUGUGGGUGAACGUGCUUGACAUCAACGAUAAUCCGCCGGUAUUCAAGCGGGAAGUGUACUACGCCGGCAUUAGCUCGAAAGCAUCGAUCAACGAGCUGGUCACGAUCGUAAAUGCGACCGAUCGGGAUUUGGGCGUGAAUGCUACGCUAGACUUAUUCAUACGUGGCUCAUAUUUGUACAAAUAUGGUGCUAGCAAGACGACGGGAAGCAUCGUACCGAGCCCAUUCGCUAUCUCGAAGGAGGGACGCGUCGUUACCGCCAACUAUAUGGCAGAGUACAACCAGGACCGCUUUGUGUUGGAGAUAGCGGCGAAGGAGGUUGAAUCACCGGAGCGAGAAGCGGCAGCACGUGUCCACGUGUGGAUCUUCAAUCCGGAACAGUUGGUGCGCAUGAUCCUGUCUCGGCCACCUUCAGAGGUGCAUCAGGAUCGGGAUGAGAUCGUGUCGGAGUUGGGCAAUGCAACGCAGCGUCUUAUAAUUGUCGACGAAAUUCGCUACCACGUGGAUAGCCUUGGGCGCAUUCGUAUGGACUGGUGCGAUAUGUACUUCCACGCGGUUGAUAUGACGACCCAGAUGAUCGUGCCGGUUGAAGAAAUUCUGCGAGAAAUUGAUGCAAAGUAUGAUUUUCUUCAGGAUUACAACGCUGGCUUUUCGAUACUGAAUGUUGUACCGGCUUACGCUACAACGGCGCAGGAUGAAUUUGACCUAGCUUUGGCAGCAUUGAUCGCACUUUUGAUAGUGUUAUUCGUUGGAGCAGUUAGUUUCAUCGUACUUUGCUGUUGUUUAAAGCAUUGGUCUAUCUCGAUACCGAGCGAAACGAGACGAAAGGAUGCACUUAUCAAAAAGCAGAUCAUAGAAGAUUUAAACACAACCGAAAAUCCCCUCUGGAUUGAACAAAAGCUAAAGCUCUACGAAGAGCAGGAGCUAACGAUGCAGGUAUUCUCCGAGCCGGAAAUGUCCCAGCAGCAGUCGAUGAACAACUCGAACAGUACGAACAGCGCCCAGGAUCCAUCCUCACAGCUGUCGCUUACGCUUGGGCUCGACCAUCACCAUCAGCUGCACCAUCAGCAGACACCACCGCAUCUGUCACAGCAUCGAAGAGAUUCGUACGAUCUGUCACAGGCGGGUGAUAAUACGUACGCCACCAUACAACCGCGCAACUAUGGUACCAACAAUCUCAGUACGGUGCUGGGCAGUUCCAUGGUUCCGCCCGGUGGUUUAAGCCCGUCCGGUGUCACAAGCACCAGUGCAACGAGCUCGAGUGAAGUCGCCGACUAUGCGACAUUGCGCAACAGUCGAGCACCUUCGCAACUGUUCGAGUUCCGGGGUUCCACGUUUCAGGUGCAGCAACCAGGCGGUACAGAUCAGCCCGAUUACGUGACGGAGCUGAUGUAGGUUUGCAUCGAGGUUAAGAUUGCUCCAUUUUUAGUGUAGUAGAAUAACUAAUAAGUAGGGUUUUUGUAGUGUUCUUUUACUCUACACUUCGAAACAUUCCAGAAGUCAUAGAGAGAAGGUAGAAUUUGCACACAGAACUGGGUGAAAUGGUAGGAAUGUGUAAUGGUAAUAUUACCCACGCGUAUCCGAAGUGUCCGAAAGUACACGAUAUUUCAUCUCCUGACCGUUACACCGAAAAAGGAUUGAAAAAAAAACAAGACUUAAGCAGAAACCUUGAUGACGCACAAGCUCCAUGGAUGAGCGAAUUACGAGAUUACAUGAUAGAGACAAUAAAUAGAUUUUAUUGAGCUGGGCUAGGAUACCGCAAACGCGUAUCAGUACAUUUGGCAGGGAACGCCGUUCGGGACGGAUUUGGAAAUCCCACAGCAAAAAAGAAAAAGAAUUAAAUGGCGUACGGGCGCCAUUUACAAUCCCUUUCGCAUCCAUUUUCGAUUCCCCCGAUUCCCGUCCCAUUCAUAUGAACGCAUUAUGUGUGCUUUCAUCAAUUAAUUUAUUUUCAAUCAUUAUCACACCAUUACCUUCACCUCUGCCCAGAAUUAAUCAUUCUUUUCGUGGACCAUUUAAACCCCCGGUACCCCAGGGGAUCGGUGCGGGGAAGCCUGAUGCAUUCAUCCCUUAUUAUAUUCCAUUACGUCUUUUUUGUUGUUGUUGUUGUUGUUGUUAAUCUCCCUGCGAUGCCACCGAUUGUACAACAUCAUUGUUAUACACGAAACGGUGCAACAUGUCACCCGUUAGCCGCUCGAUUGGUGGUCAAUUCAUUAGCGUCCGCAAUUUUAUGCUUCAUGCUCAUUAUUCUUUCAAUCCAUCCCUUGCAUCCCAACGAUAACGAGAGCUCUGCGGUGGCAAAAAUUAAUGUGAAGGAAAAAUAGUAGUUCAACAGCACAGGCAACAGAAAAAAAACACGAAACAACAGAAGCAACACACAAAAAAAAUCAUUCACAUCAUACGAGCUUCCGACACACAAUUGAUUGUUGAUCCUAUAAGCCGCACAACGUGCCGUUUAAUCAUUUCCGGUGCACUUUUCCCGUUUUCCUGUUCUUCCCUCUUGAAACAUCAUUUGCGUUCCGUUCUGUCGCGCGAUCUUUCUCGCACUCUUCCUCUCUUUCUCGCUAUCAUGCGUAAUAAUUCGUUAACUUUAACCUCAUUUUCAUUCAUUAUAAUUUACGCAGUACAAUGUGUGUCCAGGUUUUUUUUUAAUUAUCCGCGGCUUCCGCUCUUUAAACAUUGCUUUUAAUACAUUCAAUUAAACUGAUGAAAGGAUUCGAAUGGAAAAAUAUAGCUCACGCACAGAAGUCUGUUCUGUGAUCUGGCUCUAUUCCGGGGAGGGGUUAACCUAAAGCUAUUGCAGUGAUUUUUUUUUGCUAUUUAACCUGCUUUAGAUUUUUCUGUGGGGCGCACUAUGGAGUGCCCUGUUUGUAAUGCAAUUGAUAAAUACUUGAUUUUCUUUACAUAGCUUCAUCACCGAGAAGCAAAUAGUUCGUUCGCACGAUAAAUCGUACCAUGUGAUGUAUGAAUGUACUAUCCAGCCUGGUGUAAUAAUCGUAACAUGAUUUUACAUUAAAUGUCAUCCAGCAAGCUCUCGUGUAGAAACCGUGCCAAACGUUAAAUACACAUGCCCUUAAAAGUGGUUCCCAUUCCCUACAUUCCUUCCUUCCCUCCCCUCCUCCCGUUCCAGGCGAGAUGCUGUCCGUGCCAGUUACAACACAGAACAAACGAGAAAAACAGAACUGUACAUAAUUAAAUUAAUGAAUGAAUAUGUUUAAAAACCGAUUGAAAUCAAUUAAACGGUUCACGUAGCAUGGCGAGCAAUCAUGCGCUACGAAGUGUUGGUAGAUGUUUUUUAUUUUUCAACAUUUUAAAAUGGUAUUUCGAGUGAAGAUUCGCCACGAAUGGUACCCAAGCUCAAACACACACACACACACACACAAAGUGGUAGCGUCACAGUGUACAAUGUGAAAACAAUGUACAAAACAAUGGAUGGAAAAAAGAACACAAUACACACGAGCAUGUGUAAUUUGAUUACGAUUGAAUAACUUAGAUGAUAUAUGUUAAAAAAAAAAAUAAGUUGAAAGGAAAAAUCACCUGAAUCAAUAGUUAGUGUUGUUGAGAGAGUGGGAGAGAGUGUGUGCUCAAGAAGUUUUGUGCACACGAGUGUACACUUUAAUUUAGUAGCGAAAUUGUUUUUAUAUCAAAAUUGUUUUUUAUUUGCACCCACUACUGAAGUGAGCUACUUAUCGGGUAAAUUAUGAUUAUUAUUUACUUUGUUUUAUUUAUUUUGUGCUAGCAAUCUGCAUCUGAACCGUAAUCCAUGGUUUCUGUACAGUGUGUAUGCGCGAGAGCUCUUCCAAGCAGGGUUAUGAGUAAGCGGAGUUAGGGAAAACGGAAAAGUUAUAAAUUAAGUGAAAUAAACAGAGUGUAAACAUUGUAUCAAUAACAAGAACAAACAAAAAAAAUCCCAUACAGAGACAACCACACAGACAAUUGUAAGAGUUGUAACACAAUCUUAGGGAAAAUAAAAGUUUUUAAACAAAUCAA